CAUUUAAUUCAUCGCAUUGAUUCUGACGGGCACCCAAUCUGUGAUGUAAAUCAUUUUACCGACAGUUUGGGCUUUCUGUUGAGAAAAACUGGUAUUUUGGUGGACGCAUUGUCUGGCAGUGUGGGGAGGCUGUUGCGUGGGGAACAAUGUCACGUCCGCGAUCGAGAUCUCCAUUAUAUUCAAGAAUACCAACGCUUCAGGGUAGAAGAGCAGUUCCAUUCUUUGAUAACCAGAUACAUUCAAUAGUACCAUCUGAUGCAUGGAGAAACAAUGUAAAUGUCAACAAAGCUGAAAGUAGCGCACAGUGGAACAAUGAUUCAAAUCAGGGAGAACAGCACUCUGUUGAUCACUGGGCCAAAUUUAUUGAUGCCAUAGAGCAUGCGCAAAAAAGAGAGCCUUUGCCUAUGUCCACAUUUCACAUGCAGGGUGAUGAAGAAAGGCCACCCGGUUCUCCAAGGAGGCUGCCCAGGGAAAGGCUAUCUUCCCCGGAUCAUCCUCGUUUUGAUAUGGAGAAGCAUUACAGGACAUCAGGAUCACCAGGCUGGAACAGGAGUGAUGACCAGGGCAGGCAUGAGCAGAUUUUACAGCAGAACCAAAGAGAAGCAGGAGACCGGUCUUACACAAGACAUUCAGAAGCAAGAGGAUACGACAGGACGGAAUACGAAUUUCAUAAUGAAGAACGUGGAAAUCAGUAUCACGAAAGAGGCUCAUUUUCAGAGAGGUCAUCAAAGUCAGAUUUUAGGGAGCAUCGCCUAUCUUCUGAAAGAUUUGCGCACGUGGGUCAGCAGAAUGAAUAUGGUGAAGAUCAAAGGGGCUUCAGCCCACGUCUCGCACCUGUUAUUGUGGAGCAUGAUCAUGGAAUUUCAAAACAUCCGCCAAGAGAACGAGAUCCUCCAAGAAUGAGUGGCCGUCCAAGGAGCAGGGAUCCUCCAAGGAGCAGGGAUCCACCAAGGAGCAGAGAUCCACCUAGGAGCGGUGAGGCCCAACGGAACCGGGAACCUCAACGAGAUAGGAGGGAUCAAGGUCAUCAUGCACAUACAUUUCAAAAUCGAAAUGACAGAGUAAACACGGCACCAAACAGUAACUUCCGAGAAGAACCAAGAAAGCACUACUCUUAUGGAGGAGAAAAUCAGGUGAGAGACAGAUCAAGACACAUGGAUCGUUCAAGAGUGGAGUCACAUUCGAGAGAUUUGGAUGCACGACGGGAAAGGGAGGCAGUCGAUAUAAAUGAUAUUGAUUUGCGAACAGACCGAGGUCGCAGAGAAAGGAGUUACGAAUGGGAACAUGAGGGAUUUCGAGAAGAUAAUGGAAGAGUGAGGGAAGAAGAGGAAGUUUUUCCUCAAAGAAAUCAAAGGAGUCAGUAUCAAAGGAAUCCAAACACUAAGGCUGGACCUGUGUCUAAAAUGGAUUUUGGCGAACAGGAGACCCUCAAGAUCAAAGUGGACAUGAGUCGACCCGUCAGGAAUAGCAGCUAUUUAGGAUAUUCUUCAGAUAGGCAGUUAUCACUGGACUUGGUCAAUGUCGGUCGACAACGUCUCGACUUCCUGCCUAUGCUGGAGCAUUCGGGGACCUUUAAGGAAUCAGCAGUGCAUUCUGGGACAUUUGCACAAGAGAUCAUCACACUUGUGCAUCAGGUCAAAGAAAAUUACUUUAAGGGACAAGGGAUCACACUUAAUGAGCGGUUUGCAGAUGAACAGUUUUAUUCACUUCUGGAUGAGUUUAAUGAAGAUGAGGAGGAAGAAGAAACUGAAAGUUUUGAAACAACCAGAAAUAGGCCACAGGCAAUGCCUUCAUCAGCAACACAGAUCCUCUGUAAGAUAGGCGCAGAGCCGCCUCAAAAACGACAGCUUGUCCCUGACCCUAGUGAUCUCAGAUAUGACCUGGAGCGAAGAAGACAAGAGCGACUUGAGGGCGUAAAGAUCACAAUCGCUGGGAGCAGUUUUACUCAAAUGGCUCCUGAGAGUCAAGGAUAUGAGCGUGACUAUGUGAGCGAGAAUCUUGACCAGAUAGACGGAGACUUCGAAUGGUCCGAACAGCCAUCUGAUAACCCGAGGCAGUGGAAUGUUCCUCGGCAAAGAGCACCAGCAGCCAAAAGACAGAACUUCAAUCAGAGGGGCAAUUUCAAUCGUAACAACAGAGCACGUGGACGGAGGACUUAAAAUAGGUGGUCUGCCUUUGGUUAAGAAAACUUUUCCGAAGUCACUUGCACAGUGUUUUUAAUGUUUUUGUUGAACCACUAAGCUAUUCUUUUCCUAAUAAAAAGAAUACUUUAGGAUGUAUGAUUGGGUGAGCAUAAUAUAAGAUUAUGCUCAAGUUUGUAGACACAGCGUUUUGUCCCUUUCACCUGAAUGUCAUCAAUGGAACAUCUUAAUAUUAUGGACUUAAUAUUAAAAUCUUUGUUUGUGACGGCAGUACUGAUUUGUAAUAAAUCUGCUUCAUAGGAACAUAAUUUGAUUCAUGUUUACUUUAAACAGUCACAAUGGAUGUGGCAUUUUUUGCAGGAAUAAUUUUCCUUGAAAGUCCUGUCGUUUAUCCAGCUUACCACCUGUUAUGUAGAAAAAAAAUUUGUUUAAAAAGUUCCGUACAUUUAGUGCUGUACACAGUCCGUUGUUUUAUUUAAUAAAAUGCAGACUAUUUUGUUGAAACUAGGUGUAUGUCACAAGAUAUAUAAUCUGCUGAUUAAACUCAAAUUAAAAUAAAAUCUGCUUGUGUCAAAA
Messenger RNA from Misgurnus anguillicaudatus (oriental weatherfish), 2717 nucleotides. RefSeq lists its product as uncharacterized. Gene Ontology annotation, cellular component: mediator complex. Gene Ontology annotation, biological process: positive regulation of transcription by RNA polymerase II. The record is from RefSeq and is a predicted model, not a curated record. Gene Ontology annotation, molecular function: transcription coregulator activity; DNA binding. Lineage: Eukaryota; Metazoa; Chordata; Actinopteri; Cypriniformes; Cobitidae.